Paramuricea clavata is the source of this 3081-nucleotide messenger RNA. Lineage: Eukaryota; Metazoa; Cnidaria; Anthozoa; Malacalcyonacea; Plexauridae. The record is from the annotation of a GenBank genome assembly.
AUGGAUAUGCAGGGUAAUAAAGCUGUUUUUGUCAUCUUGGAGUGUCGCAUUGGCAUUUCAAAAGCCAUUAUGACGAAUAACAGGGUAUCUGAAGCAAAGACAUUUUUAGAUGAAGCUUUCAUUUUAGCCAAAAAAUUGCCUGCGAGUUUGGAAAAAAAUAUUUAUGUUGAAGAUAUGGGAAAAUUCUAUGAAAGUCGUGUUCAAGAUAUGGAAAAAUUCUGCGAAAAUCUUGGUUACAUCCGUCGUGCUCGAGAAUGCUUUGAUGAGGCCUUAAGAACGUACAGACAGCUUUCAAUCGUCGUCAAGAAACCUCCGUUCAAGGAGGUUUUAAUAGAGCUGAAGCUUGGGAAAUUAGCAAAGGACGUUUGUGCUAUUGUCUCAGUCGACCCUGAAAUUGCGAUGCAGGCUCAGCGAAGUCAUUAUGAUCGCGCGGCUGAAGCAGUACGGCAACAUGUAGCAACCGGACAAGUUGACUCGUCAACUGUUGAAAUAUUUUUAAAAGUGGCUGUAGAGUACCUGUCAGUGGACUCAAGUGAAAUGAUAAGACUUUUGUUGGAAACUUUAUGUGUUAGCGAAAUAGUAUACGGAAAAAAUAAAUCAAAUGAGGCGGGCAUCAAGACACUUGAAGACAUACUUUUGCACACCAACCUCACGAAAGGCGAUUUGCAACCCUUGAACUCAAAAGAGCUUCUAAUAUGCAAGGACAUGGAACUGCAUUUAUCAAACUCAUUUUAUGAAAAUAUAUCCGCGAAUUUGAUUAUGUUGGCCUUUGGUUCCUUUCAAUAUCCCGUCGGUAUUAAUACUAUCGAAUGUGCUUACAAAUUCCUUUUAUCUGCUCCGAAGGACAAGGCUUCAACAGACAGUACCGCAAAAGCAGUCGCUGCCGUACGUUUUACUUGUCUAGGCAUAUUAUUCCAUAAUUCAGGUGACUUGGAAAAAGCCGAGACGUCAAUCAGGUUGGCAAGUCAGUUAUUUAGCGAAAUUCCAGAAAGUGUUGAAAGAGAAAAACUACCGUUCAAAACAACUUGCGACACCAUGAAAGAAAUAUUAUCAUCGAAGACGUUUUCACCAUCAGAUAAAUAUUCUUUAAUGAACGAAGUUUGUGAUAACUGGGAUAGAUUCUGGGAACAUUCGAAACUUCACAAGGAAGGUCAAGAUACCUUGGCUGAAGACUCAAAAAUUUCGGAGAGGUGUAGCAAUGGUCCGCAAAAUGUAGAGUUGUUCAUUCCAUGUUUCAAUGGUGUGAAGCUUCUAGAAUUUCAUUCUUCAGAUCCUAAGACUGUAGACCUUCCAUCGCAAACAGUGUCACAAAGGAAUCUCCCUGUUGAAUUCAAAUCAUUUCCUGAUGCUUUACUCAAUCCAGAAUCAUCCAACCUGGACGUAAAACAAAUUUUACUGCAUACUUAUUUAGAUGCUCUCUUGUAUAACAUGAAGAAAGACAAUGAUCAUCAGGCUGUAAAAAUAUACACAUUUCUUCAAGCUCAUGGGUUAUUUUUUUAAGAAAGCUAUCCCUAUGAUAGUGUUGAAAAGAUAAUCAGCUAUGCGAUUAGAGCGAAGGAAAAAAAACUGUUUGAUGUUGGCAUUAGAUGUUUAGAUUUUGCUUUACAGCGAUCAUCUAACUGGAGACAAAAAACCAAGAUUAUUAAAUUGCGUGGGGAAUGUUAUUUAUCCAGAGGUGAUUUUCGAACCGCUACAAUUAAUUUCAAUAAAGCCGCUGUCAUAUAUUCCAGCGAGACAGUAGAAACCGGUGAUGACCUGCGUGAAUAUUCCGAAGUGUUGAUUGGUUUAAUGAAAAGCGAGAUGCUGUGCCAGAAUGGAGAUGGUGCAUGGCUGAAAUGUCGAGAGGCGAUAGAACUGGUGUUUAAUCAUCAACAUAGCGAAUCCGUACAUGUGCAAGUGAUAGAGUUGCUUUUGCUUGGAGCAAAAUGUCUGGAUGUUUUGCCAGAAAGUGCAGAAAGCAAAGAUGAUAAGCUUUCCGAAACUUGUUCUUUGUGUCAACGAGCUCUUGCCUUCAUCCAGCACGUUGAUCAGACAAGGAACGCCAGUGACUUGGUGGAAGAACUUGGAAGCUCGGGACCAGGGAAAUAUUUUGCCUUGAAAUGUGAAGUGCAACUGUUUUUGGCGGCCGUUUUUUCAAAGUUACAUAAACAAGAAGAAGCACUAAGAAUUUUGGAAAAGACGUUAAAAUUUUUUAAAACGAUUUUCGACAAAGAUCUAGAUAAACUUGAAUUAAACAAAGUGAGUGGUCGCAUAUUUUCAUAUUUUUGUCGAAUGGCAGUUAUGCCUGAUAAAAUAAAGCGAUUAUCUAUUUUUCAGACUGAGUCACUCUUGGUGUUUUCUUUAUCUGCUCUUCCCGAUAUGUUGUUAUUUUAUGAAGAAUUUCUUCCUUUGCUACAGGCAAUUACUGUUAUUGAAUUCAGCAUUAACAGACACGUAAGUCGCUCUUCGUUUCAACAGGCUCUUAAUAUGUGCAAAGAUGUGUUGGUAGAGCAGGGCAAUGAUUUAAACAACAUCUACGCGUUUUUAAAAACUUUGGCAAAUCUCUACAUGAGCCUCGGGAGCACUGAAGAAGCAAUUGUUGUAGCAGAAACUGGUUUAGAAAUAUGCGAUAUGAUGGGGGAUAACAAUGUCACGGAUCAAAUAAACAAUCGCGGCAGAAUGUUACUUUAUCUGGCCCAAAUGCACCAGCUAAAUUCAACUAACUCGGUCUUUGACAGAAAUAAGGAGCUAAAUCUUGCAGAACACUAUUACUUUACCGAACGAGGCUCAGCAGCGGAAUUUGUACUUCGAAAGAAUCUAAGCUACGCCAACUUUUUAUGCGAACAAAAGCGUUUUGCGGAGGCUGAUGCUGUGCUUCGGGAUAUGAACAAUUUAGGCAAAGAAUUGUCGGGUAAAUCUGUGUAUUGUGCCUAUUUUUCACGUGCCUUUUAUGGUCCGGGCAUACAGAAAAGCGUUGAAGUUGACGGCGAGCUAUUGUCAACUGUUGAACAUUGUAUGUACAGCACAAUGGUCCGAGUGUUUGUUGGAAUGGGAAAGAAAAUAGAAGCUGUAGCGGCGUGCGAGAAGCUGACAGCUAAGUAA